GUUAGAAAAGGAACAUUUGUUUCUAAAAAUUCUAUUUGUUUAAAUUCUGUGUUUUAAAUGUUAUUUUUGUGUGUUGUGUGUUAAAUAAACGGAUUGACUUUCUUAAUGGCACAAAGUGGAAGUAGUAUGGGAGAAAGAACUAGUACUUAUGAAGCUAUUAAUAAGAUCGGAAGAGGUGCAUACGGUACAGUGUACAGGGCGAGAGACAAACAGUCUGGACAAGAAGUAGCUUUAAAGAAAGUAUGUAUUCCUUUGACGGACGAUGGCAUCCCCAUGAACACUUUGAGGGAAAUCGCUCUACUAAAACAACUCAACUCCUACGACCAUCCCAAUAUCGUUAAGUUGUUAGACAUAUGUCAUGGGCAGCAAAUUGGAAAAGACAUAAUGAUGUUUUUGGUGUUUGAGCAUGUAGAGCAAGAUUUGGCAAUGUAUAUUGAGAAGCAUCCAAAAGGUUUUGCAACUACACAAAUCCGCAAUAUGUCGAGGGAAAUAAUUACUGGGGUUGAUUUCCUGCACAGUAACAGAAUAAUUCAUAGGGAUUUAAAGCCACAAAACUUGUUGGUUACCAGCGACGGUCAUAUCAAAUUGGCAGAUUUUGGACUAGCUAAGACAUAUGACUUUCAAAUGAAACUGACGUCAGUUGUGGUAACAUUGUGGUACAGAGCUCCCGAAAUUCUUCUGGGACUUCCAUAUGCCACUCCUGUAGAUAUAUGGUCGGUGGGCUGUAUUAUAGUUGAAUUGUAUACACUUAAGCCACUAUUUUGUGGUAAAUCUGAAAAUGAACAACUUAAUGAAAUACUUAGGAUAAUUGGAAAACCUUCUAAAGAGGAUUGGCCAGAAGUCGAUAAUAUUCCAAUUAAAUGGAAUUCCUUUGAUAUAGAAAACCAAGUUGACAUAAAAAGUUUAGCGCCCAACAUGUGCGAGACUGCCUAUUCUUUAGUAAUGGAUAUGCUGUUUUUUGAUCCAACCAAAAGAACAACAGCAUUAAAAGCUUUAAAUCACGAAUUUUUCCUGGAGGAACCAAUUAAUACAUAAUUUCUAAAACAAAUUAAUUUAUUGUUAUAUGUUGACAUUAGAUUUACUUACUUACUUCAGUGAUUCUUUUUUGAGGCUCGAGAAAUAUUAAGAAAUGCUUUUUAGAUCACUUUAUUUCAUAAGUCUGAUGUAUAGAAUUGUCUUUGAUUUCUUAUGGCGUGUUCUCACGACUUGGCAAAUAUUUUUUAUUGGCCUAUAGGGUCUGGCGGGAGUUCGGCGUAGUUCCUAUAAUAAAUAACUUAGAAAUUCUGUAUAGAUGCCCGACGCACCGUGUAUACCCUGUAUACCAAUUACAAAUAUUUGUCAAGUAGACGAGUCGUGAAAAUGCGCCUUUAUAGAGGGUAUUAUUAAAUUAGGUAAAGUAGAAAUACCGGGUGUUUUUCAAAAAUAGCUCACCACUAUAACUUUUAUUUUUUCAGAUAAAAAACAAGAGAUUUGGUAUGUUAGGUUAUAGGUAUAUGACAUAAAUCACAACAUAAUU
Molecule: messenger RNA, 1516 nt
Organism: Sitophilus oryzae (rice weevil)
Lineage: Eukaryota; Metazoa; Arthropoda; Insecta; Coleoptera; Curculionidae
Gene: Cdk4
Product: cyclin-dependent kinase 4
Exons: 7
Coding region: 106-1035 (309 amino acids)
Biological process (GO): signal transduction; regulation of gene expression; G1/S transition of mitotic cell cycle
Cellular component (GO): cyclin-dependent protein kinase holoenzyme complex; cytoplasm; nucleus
Molecular function (GO): ATP binding; cyclin binding; cyclin-dependent protein serine/threonine kinase activity
Source: RefSeq, a predicted model, not a curated record